UAUAAUGAAAACCAAGUUUUUCAGCUAUUGCUUUUGACUGAAAAAAUUGGAGUUAUUAGAUUGGAUAUUAGUGCCUAAAUAUUCUAAAGAAUCAUGACAGAUUCAGGAAAUAAAUCAUCAUCAAAAGAUUCUAACAAAUUGACAAAUAAAGAAGCAAGAGAAGAAUACUUUGAUCAACUGCGUUUAUGGUUGAAUACCGUCAACAGUUAUCAUUGUUAUUACAAUAAAUUACAGCAAGAGUUUUUACAAAAAAACUACCAACAAGUUUUAAAAAAAUCUAAUGAAGUUCCUAAAGUUGUGCCUAAUGCGGUACCUGUAACACCAACUGUUGAACGUGAUCAGUUUGUGGGAAUGAAAUGCCAGAUACCAUCUUUAUGGAGGCGUUUUGGAGCUGAAUUAAUUGAUUUUUUAAUAUUAAGUUUUAUCAAAUUUGUAAUUGCUUACUUUCUAGUAGAUUCAAUUCUUGAAAUCGAUUUCACUAAAUAUAACAGUAUUUUUUCACGAGAUGAUGUUGAUUAUACUUCUACAUUAGAAAUGACUUCGGAACUAUUGUUUAUUGAAAUAACGCACCGAAUAAUAGUUUGUCUUUAUGAGAUAUGUUGUCUACAAGGUAGUACAAUAUUUCAAGGCGGAGCAACAGUUGGUAAAACUCUAUUAGAUAUUACAGUUGUUCGAGCUGAUAAACUAUUUUCUAUAAGAGGUCAGCCAGCUGAAGUCAUUGCCUUAAUUCCUGGUGGCGAUAUUGGUUGGAAACGGGCAACACUUCGUUCAAUCACUAAAAAUCUAUUUUUUGCAUUUUUGUUUCCACUACCUUUUAUUACAGCAGCAGCUAAUCAAAACAGAUGUGCAUAUGAUGUCUUGUGUGGAACGAUGGUUGUAGAAUUUAUACAACCAUUUAAGUGUGAGCAAUCUGAUCUUAUUCCUAUUGGGUAACAAGAUUGUUAAUUAAUAAAUAAUAUUUAAUGAUUUAUGUAAUAUACAUAAAGAUUAUUAGACUAUUACUUUAAAU
Messenger RNA from Melanaphis sacchari, 1009 nucleotides. RefSeq names its product protein FAM8A1-like. The transcript has 4 exons. Lineage: Eukaryota; Metazoa; Arthropoda; Insecta; Hemiptera; Aphididae. The coding region runs from base 94 to 933 and encodes 279 amino acids. The record is from RefSeq and is a predicted model, not a curated record.